AUGAAGCCCGCGAGUGCGAGUUUGAAGUUUGCGCUUUUGGCAGUUUUUUGUGCUUUGAUUGUGUCUGCAAAUGCACGUGACAGCGCGGGGGCCAAACGUACAACAGGGAAUCUUCUGAGCCCGGCUGCUGAAAGAAGAUCGUCGUCAAAACAGGAACACUACAGGACCACGGUUCCCCUUCAGCUGGUGGGGGAUGAAUGGAGGCCAGUGCAUGAACUCAAAUACAAGAUCCACCCUUCGUCUCUGAAGCUGCGGAUUGAAGUGGAGGGGGAACAGCUGCUCUUGGCCCUGGACAAAAACCAUGGUCUGUUUGCCAGUUCGUACACAGAGACACACUACCUGGAGGACGGCAGCGCAGUCACCGGCUCCCACAACUUCACUGUGAACUGUUACUACCAUGGAGAGGUGGAGGGACGCCAGGAUUCGGACGUGACCCUCAGCACAUGUGAUGGGGUCAGAGGCUUCCUGUCUCUCGCCGGCCGCUCCUUUGUCCUGGAGCCUUCCUCAGACCACAGAGACGGAACUCACCUGGUGUAUCCCGCCCAGCACCUGCACCUGUCUCUGGGCACCUGCCUUCACGAGGGCCUGAACCUGACCUCUCCCAUCUCCACAAACUCCAGCCACACGAACCGAGAGAUGAACCAGGGAGACGUCUUCAGAGCCUUCAGUACACGGAACAAACGCCAUGCCCAGACCACCACCAAGUACGUGGAGCUCAUCAUCGUCGCCGACAACAGAGAGUUUCAGAAACAAGGCAAAGACGUGGAGAGGGUCAAACAGAGGCUGGCUGAGAUCGCCAACUACGUCGACAAGUUCUACCGGGCUCUGAACAUCCGCGUGGCUCUUGUCGGGCUGGAGGUUUGGAGCGACGUGGAUAAAUGCCCCAUCACCCAGGACCCGUUCACCACCCUGCACGAGUUUUUAGAUUGGAGAAAAGUCAAACUCCUGCCUCUGAAACCGCACGACAACGCACAGCUCAUCAGUGGGGUGUACUUCCAGGGCACCACCAUUGGCAUGGCUCCGAUCAUGAGCAUGUGCACAGCCGAGCAGUCCGGGGGCAUCGUCAUGGACCACUCUGAUAACCCCCUGGGAGCCGCAGUGACUUUGGCUCAUGAGCUCGGACACAACUUUGGGAUGAACCACGACACCCCGGAGCGAGGCUGUGGCUGCAGGGUGACCGCGGACAGAGGCGGGUGCAUCAUGACGCCCUCUACUGGGUACCCGUUCCCCACGGUGUUCAGCAGCUGCAGUAAGAAGGACCUGUCCGCCAGCCUGGAGAAGGGCGUGGGCAUGUGCCUCUUUAACAUGCCCGAAAUCAAAGUCCUCUACGGGGGUCAGAAAUGUGGCAACGGCUACGUGGAGGAGGGCGAGGAGUGCGACUGUGGAGAGCCAGAGGAGUGUAUGAACCCGUGCUGUAAUGCCACCACGUGUACUCUUAAAGGGGAUGCCGUCUGUGCCCAUGGACAGUGCUGCCACGACUGCCAGCUGAAGCCCGCCGGGACCCCCUGCCGUGAGUCCAGUAACUCCUGCGACCUGCCCGAGUUCUGCACCGGGACGAGCCCCCACUGCCCCCCCAACGUUUACCUCCACGACGGACACGCCUGCCUCCUGGUGGACGGGUACUGCUACAACGGCAUCUGCCAAACCCACGAACAGCAGUGCAUCACGCUCUGGGGACAAGGGGCCAAACCUGCUCCAGGCAUCUGCUUUGAGAGAGUGAACUCUGCUGGAGACCCCUACGGCAACUGUGGCAAAGACAACAAGGGACUGUUCGCCAAAUGUGAGCCACGUGAUGCCAAAUGUGGUAAGAUCCAGUGUCAGGGCGGAGCGAACCGGCCCGUCAUCGGGACAAACGCCGUUUCCAUAGAGACGAACAUCCCGCAGCAGGAGGGAGGGCGGAUCCUGUGCAGAGGGACUCACGUUUAUCUGGGAGACGACAUGCCCGACCCCGGACUGGUGCUCACCGGGACCAAGUGCGGCAACGGCAUGAUGUGUCUGAAUCGUCAGUGCCAAAACGUGAGCGUGUUUGGAGUUCAUCAGUGUGCCUCCAAGUGCAGCGGGCGAGGGGUUUGCAACAACAACAAGAACUGUCACUGUGAAGCGCACUGGGCUCCUCCUUUCUGUGAUAAGGGCGGGUUUGGAGGAAGUGUGGACAGUGGACCCAUCAGAUUAGCAGGCCACGUCAGUGUGAUGGCCGGGGGGGUGGUGGUGGCCCUCCUCUCCGUCCUGGGGGCUGUGCUGGUUUUCUGCCUGAAGAGGAAGUCUCUGCUGGGGCUGAUGUUCACCAACAACAAGGGUCCUCUGGAGAAGCUCAGGUCCGUGAGCGCUGGUCUGAGUGGAUCAUCUUCUCCAAACCCUCCUCCUCCUCCUGUGACGUCUGUGUCCCCCUCACGACCUGCUCCACCUCAGCCACUAACGGCCGCCAUCUUUAAGCCUGAAUCGUUGGCCUCUCCUGGUCCGUACCCGUCCCACAGUCUUCGGAGACUCCCCCAGUGCCCCCCCGUGCACCUGGGCCGUGCUCCUGUCCCCCUGUCACUGACCCUGUCCCUGUCUCCUGCACCUGUCCAGCCCAGACCGCCCGUCCCGCCUCCGCACAGAGCCCCGCCCCCUCACCUCCUCGGGCCUCACAGGGGCGGGGUCAGGGCCGCGCCUCGACACGGCUCCUGCAGGAUGGUCAUGGAGUUGGAGAAGCCCAGCCCCCCCCAGAAGCCCCUCCCUGCGGACCCCAGAGGAGCUCGCAUGGUCCGGACCCCCACGGUGAAGCAGGGCCCCCCAGCCUCCGUCUCUGUCCCAGGACACAUCGCAGCGUUUGGGGUUAAAACUGACGCACCCAGGCCUCUACGACCCACUCCCCAUUCAAACAGGUCGAGCCCGAAACACCCUCCCAUUUUACCAAAGCCUUGUCUGAUCAACAUCAAAUACAGCUGA
Messenger RNA from Boleophthalmus pectinirostris (great blue-spotted mudskipper), 2928 nucleotides. RefSeq names its product disintegrin and metalloproteinase domain-containing protein 12-like. The record is from RefSeq and is a predicted model, not a curated record. Bases 1 to 2928 code for a protein of 975 amino acids. The transcript is spliced from 23 exons. Gene Ontology annotation, biological process: proteolysis. Gene Ontology annotation, molecular function: metalloendopeptidase activity. Lineage: Eukaryota; Metazoa; Chordata; Actinopteri; Gobiiformes; Gobiidae.